GAGUCUGUGCAGCCUCCCUGUGUGGCUCCCCCGGGUAAGAUGCCUCUUCCCGGCAUCCUGAAGGCAUCGGCCGUCCAGGACACGUUGGUCGAUGUUGCUAGCCAGGACCCGUCACGAGCUGACACGCAACAGUGGGAUGGCACACCAGGCUUUGCGAGAAUGGGCACUGCCGAGACAGUGCAUUCUGAUGCCACUACGUUGGCACUGCCUGGACGCAACUCCAGCGUUGCCGAUCUUGCCACACUGGACAAGGAUCUGCUGCAGGAGUUUGAGAAGGCCGAUUUGGAUGAUUAUGAUCCGGAGCUGGAGGCAGCCCUGAAAGCGGCCCAGCUUGCUGAGGAACUAGCUGAGGCUGCGAGGAAAGAGGCGAGUGUCCGGAGACUUGUGCAGCAGGCUGCAGAGCAAAAGGCACAAGAGACUCUAGAGGAACAGAAGCGCAGGGAGGCCGAAGUCCUGGCACAGAAGGCUGCUGAAAGGCAGAAAGCACAAGAGGCUGAGGAACAGAAGCGCAAGGAGGCCGAACUCCUGGCACAGGCUGCGGAGGAGCAGAAAGCACGAGAGGCUGAGCUACGGAAGCGUGUGGAGGCCGAAGUUCUGGCACGCUUGGUGGCCGAACGGGAGGCUGAAGAACAGAAGCGCCGGGAUGCGGCACUCCUGGCACAGGCUGCUGCAGAGCAGAAAGCACGAGCGGCUCAGGAACAGAAGCUUCUGGAGGCCGAACUCCUGGCACAGGCUGCUGCGGAGCAGAAAGCACGAGAGACUGAGGAACAGAAGCGUGUGGAGGCGGCGCUCCUGGCACAGAAGGCUGCAGAGCAGAAAGCACGAGAGGCUGAGGAACAGAAGCGUGUGGAGGCCGAACUCCUGGCACAGAAGGCUGCAGAACAGAAAGCACGAGAGGCUCAGGAACAGAAGCGUGUGGAGGCCGAACUCCUGGCACAGAAGGCUGCUGCAGAGCAGAGAGUACUGGAGGCUUCCGAGGCAGGGAAACGCUUGGAGGCCGAACUGAAGUCACGGCUGGAGGCUGCAGCUAAGCAGAAAGCAAAAGAAGCACAGGAACGGGAGCACAAAGAGGCCAAAGCUGUCGAACGUCUAGCAGCAGAGGCUGAGGAACACACGCGCAAGGAGGCAGAACACCUGGCAGAAACGGCUGCCGAGCAGAAAGCAGGAGAGACAGAGGAACAGAAGCGCAAGGCAGAGGUUCGGGCCCGAAAGAUGCAGGAUGCAAAGGAUCGGCUUCAUAUGGCAGAGAAAAUGAAGGAGAUCCAGGAGCAGGCGAUGAAGGAGGAACUAGCCAAAGCAAGUGCUGAGGAUGCGAAGGCUCAGUUGAAGGCACACACACCGGUUCGUUCUUUAUCGCUGCUGACUUCUGCUGCUUCCUUCACGGACGAAAGCCUGGAAGACACGUCUGCUGCUUCCUCGGUGAAGCCCGAGCUCAGACCGGCUGCGAAGGGUCGUGGAGCUAAGAAGGCGCAGAAGGACUCCGAUUGCGAACUACCACAACUAUCCGAAGAGGAGGUCGUAAAGUACAAGGGCUGGUGGAACCGUCUUCGGAGCUUCGAGCAACCCGGCGACUCCCAAGCGGCUGCCGCGACAGUGGAGGCGCCGGCCGCAACCCCUGCCGAGUUGCCCAACACUGCAUCCCCGGCUGCAACCGAGCUGCCGCCAGUGGUUGCUUCUCUGCCUGAGAUCGCAAGUGCAGGGCCCUGCCCGGCUGCAGAGCCCAAUCCAGCUUCAGAUGCCCCUAGCCCCGAGCUGAGUGCCCUUAUCGAAAAGCUAGCCCGAGAGAUGGUUUUGGCAAUGCAACCGCCUGCUGUUCUGAACCCGGCUUGGCAAGCUAGCCCACCACCGCCGAAGCCAAACCCAGCCGAGCCAGCUGCUGAGAACGUACCAGUGCUCCCUGCUGCGAGUGCUCCGCCCCCGCCAGUCGGUGCUCCGGAUCCAGUACCCCCUGUGACGACCGUAGCGGUCCCUCCCAAGGCCCCCCCUCUCAAUCCGGGUCGCAUCAACUCUUCCACACACCCUGCGGAGUACAAAGAGUUCGGCCGUUUUUGCGAGUCCAACCCAGCUGCGAGCGAACUGAAGGCUGCUUAUGCGAAAGGUGGCGCUUUCAAGAUGCAAGCUUUCACGAAGUUUGUCAAAGCAGGGUGCAACGGGCUAGCUCUGGAAGCUGUCCUGCGGUUUAAGAAGCAAACAGAGGAUUUGCAAGAAGACGAAGGACACUAUUACCCGUACAGCGAGAUCUAUGAGUUCUUCCAGAAAGAUCAGGCCAAGGCGGAGGACGAGAUAUCGGUGGCUUUGGGCGCCGAUCCUGUGGUGGCCUGUGAACUCUUGGAGUCGUACAAGGGCAACGGCUCGGAGAUGGAGGUCGUGCUGCUCGAGGGCAGCGAUGUGCCAGCUUUCAUCAGUGCCUGGGUCAGUGCAUGCACAGGGGCCGAAGGCCGGUUCCUGGAACAAUUCUAUGUGUGCUUUGCUUUAAGGCUGGAGGCCCUUGAAAGCCAGGGUGCACUGAUUAAGUUGAUCGUGGACGCAAAGAAUGGUUUGGGUGAGAAGCGGAAAGCUUUGCAAUUCCUGGGGCCCAACCCCAAAGCGACCGACGUGCAGACAAUCCUGUCCCAGGCAGAACAUCACAUUCCUGACCUAGAUAUGCUCAGUGGGCCCAUCGACUCGGUGGCCUUCUGGAAGCAGGUAAUGAAGAGCGAUAUGAUGCAUUUGAAUGCAGACGGCGACAACAUAUCUCUGGAGCAUCUACAAGACACUCUUGUUCAAUCUUUAAAUGUUUGCGCCGACAGAAACAAUGGCCUCGGCUUUACAAUCCAUGUCGUCUCGGGAAAAGGCGACUGGAAGUGGAGAAAGGAGUGGUUGAAACAAACCAGGUAUUAUGGAAAUGCUGCUGGAAAAGACGGCCUGUGUCAGAGGUGCUUGGCUUCGAAGAAUACCUGGUUAGACCCAGUUCAUGAGGGGUUCAACAAUGCCGCCGACCUAGCUGCUGCACGCCCUACUGCUGUAGGUGACAUCCACUUGAAAAACCUUUUGGGGUGGCAACCUGAGAUGGAAAUUCCUGACCUGCUGCACUGCUGCUGGUUGGGCAGUGCCCGUGACUUUAACGGGAGCUUGUGUAUGAUGGUGGCCUCGAAAUUUCUUCCUGGUGCUACGUUUGACGAAAGGCUUGCCACACUUCGAAGCGACAUGCAGCUUUGGUGCCAAGACAACGGCAUUAGAUCUUCAACCAUCGAGGAAAUCAGAAUCCUGACGAAGUACUUAAGAAGAUGUAUUUUCGCAUGUUUGUAUGUUGUCGGCACUGAGUCGGCACACCUGUCCUAUAUUUACCGGCUAAGGCUUGUCGAGAAUGGGUGUGGACGCCGUCUCGCUGGACUAUCCAAAUGGCCCAGCCAAGGCUUACGAGAACAAAGUCCUGAGCCGUGUGUUGCACACAGAGAUUUUUUUGUUGUUGCUGCCUAA
Symbiodinium necroappetens is the source of this 3459-nucleotide messenger RNA. The record is from the annotation of a GenBank genome assembly. Lineage: Eukaryota; Dinophyceae; Suessiales; Symbiodiniaceae.